This is a messenger RNA of Ostertagia ostertagi, 327 nucleotides long. The record is from the annotation of a GenBank genome assembly. Lineage: Eukaryota; Metazoa; Nematoda; Chromadorea; Rhabditida; Trichostrongylidae.
AUGGAUGAACGUGUUGAAAUCGUACUCCUCGCUGGCGAUCGAAAUCAUCGUGAGGUCGCCGAGGAGUUCAACAAACUGCAUCCAGGUCGUCGGCCGAUCACCCGCAGCUGUGUUAGUAGGCUCAUAGCGAGAUUAAAAGAGACUGGAUCCAUUAGCGACAAGCCACGUCCUGGACGUCCGAGGCGGACAACAUGUGGCAACACGGCAUCUGCUGUUCUGGACCGAUUUCGCAGAAACCCUGAGAUGUCACUGCGGCAAAUGGCGUCCGAGACAGGAAUGUCCAGAAGCAGCAUUCAUCGAAUUCUUCGGGCUCAUAAAUAUGUAUAG